UGACAACCCGGCACAAUGCACUUAGCAGGAGCAGUGUGAGUAAACCAGAAGCUUCUCUACAACAUGACCCACAGGGACAAAGCGGGCACUGUUUGCAACCUGAAGAUUGUGACUCUCCUGGUGGCCCUAAGUCCAGAACUCCUAUUCCUGGGAGCCGGAGUGCAGCUUCGAGACAACGGGUAUGAUGGAUUACUCGUUGCAAUCAAUCCUCAGGUAUCUGAGGAUCAGAACCUCAUCCCAAACAUUAAGGAAAUGAUAACUGAAGCUUCUUUUUACCUAUUCAAUGCUACCAAAAGAAGAGUGUUUUUCAGAAAUAUAAAGAUCUUAAUACCUGCCACAUGGAAAGCUAAUCAUUACAGCCAAGUUAAACAAGAAUCAUAUGAAAAGGCAAAUGUUAUAGUGACUGACUGGUAUGGGGCACAUGGAGGUGAUCCAUACACCCUGCAAUAUAGAGGGUGUGGAAAAGAGGGAAAACACAUUUAUUUCACAUCUGAAUUUCUACUAAAUGAUGACUUAACAGCUGGCUAUGGAUCAAGAGGCAGAGUGUUUGUCCAUGAAUGGGCCCAUCUCCGUUGGGGCGUGUUUGAUGAAUAUAACAAUGAAAAACCUUUCUACAUAAAUGGACAAAAUCAAAUUAAAGUAACAAGGUGUUCAUCUGACAUCGUUGGCAUGUUUGUGUGUGAAAAGGGCCCUUGCCCCGAGGAGAACUGUAUUAUUAGUCAGCUUUUCCAAGAAGGAUGCAUGUUUAUAUACAAUAGCACUCAAAACACAACAUCAUCGAUAAUGUUCAUGCAAAGUUUGUCUUCUGUGGUUGAAUUCUGUAACUCAAGUACCCACAACCAAGAAGCCCCAAACCUGCAGAACCAAAUGUGUAACCUCAGAAGUACAUGGGAUGUAAUCUCAGACUCCAGUGACUUUAAUCACAGCUUUCCCAUGAACGGGACUGCGCUUCCGCCUCCUCCCACGUUCUCGCUUGUCCAGGCUGGCGACAAAGUGGUCUGUUUAGUGCUGGAUGUCUCCAGCAAUAUGGCAGAGGCUGACAGAUUCCUUCGACAGCAGCAAGCAGCAGAAUUUUACUUGAUGCAGAUCGUUGAAAUUCAUACCUUUGUGGGCAUUGUCAGUUACAACAGCAAAGGAGAGAUCAGAACCCAGCUACACCAAAUUAACAAUGAUGAUGACCGAAAGCUGCUGGUUUCAUAUCUGCCUGCCAUGGUGUCAUCUGAAGCAGAAACCAGCAUCUGCUCGGGGCUUAAGAGGGGAUUUGAGGUGGCUGAAAAACUGAAUGGAAGAGCCUAUGGCUCUGUGAUGAUAUUAGUGACCAGUGGAAUUGAUGAGCAUAUCAGCGACUGCUUACUCACGGUGUUCCGCAGUGGUUCGACCAUUCAUACCAUUGCCCUGGGUUCAUCUGCUGACAACAACCUGGAGGAAUUGUCACAUCUUACGGGAGGUUUAAAGUUCUUUGUUCCAGAUAAAUCAAACUCCAACAGCAUGAUUGAUGCUUUCAGUAGAAUUUCCUCUGGCACUGGAGACGUUUUGCAACAAUGUAUUCAGCUUGAAAGUGUGGGUGAGAACGUGGAACCCCACCAUCAACUGAAAAACACCGUGACUGUGGAUAACAGCGUGGGCAAUGACACUGCCUUUCUCGUCACAUGGCAGACCAGUGGUCCCCCUGAAAUGGUUCUAUCGGAUCCAAAUGGAAGAAAAUACUUCACACGUAAUUUUAUCAUCAAUCAAGCUUUGAGGACUGCUCGCCUCUGGAUUCCGGGAACUGCUAAGCCCGGGCUCUGGACUUACGUGCUGAACAAUACCCACCAUUCUCGUCAAGCUCUGAAAGUGACAGUGACCUCUCGCGCCUCCCGCUCAGCCCAGCCUCCUGCUACGGUGGACGCCUUUGUGGAAAAAGACAGCACCUCUUUUCCCCAUCCCGUGAUGAUCUAUGCAAAUGUGAGAAAGGGGUUUUAUCCCGUUCUCAACGCCACUGUAACUGCUACUAUUGAGCCGGAGACCGAAGAUCCUGUUACGCUGAAACUUUUUGAUGAUGGAGCAGGUGCUGAUGUUAUAAAAAAUGAUGGGAUUUACUCGAGGUAUUUUUUCUCCUUUGCUGUAAAUGGUAGAUAUAGCUUGAAAGUGCAUGUCAAUCACUCUCCCAGCAUAAGCACCCUAGGCCACUCUCUUCCAGGGAGUCAUGCUAUGUAUGUACCAGGUUACAUAACAAAUGGGAACAUUCAGAUGCACGCCCCAAGAAAAUCCCUGGGCAGGAGUGAGGAGGAGCAAAAGGGGGGCUUUCGCCGAGUCAGCUCGGGAGGCUCCUUUUCCGUGCGGGGAGUUCCGGCGGGCCCCCAUCCCGACGUGUAUCCACCAUGCAAAGUUAUCGACCUGGAAGCUGUAAAAGUGGAAGAGGAGGUGACUUUGUCCUGGACAGCACCUGGAGAAGACUUUGAUCGGGGUCAGGCUAACAGCUAUGAAAUAAGGAUGAGUAAAAGUCUACAGAAUAUUCGAGACGAUUUUAACAAUGCCAUUUUAGUGAAUACAUCAAAGCUAAACCCUCAACAAGCCGGCACCAAGGAGAUAUUUACGUUUUCACCAAAGCUCUUCACAAAUGAACCUGAACAGCAGCCUGAUGGAGAGACCCAAGAAAGCCACAGAAUCUAUGUGGCAAUACGAACCAUAGAUAAGAACUCCUUAAAGUCUGCAGUUUCUAACAUUGCCCAGGCAUCAUUGUUUAUUCCCCCAAAUUCUGCUCCUGUAGUUGCCAAAGAUUAUCUUAUAUUGAACGGAGUUUUAACAGCAAUGGGUUUGAUAGGAAUCAUCUGCCUCACUAUAGUUGUAACACAUUAUGUUUUAAACAAGAAAAAGAGAGCAGACAGCAAAGAGAAUGGAACAAAAUUACUAUGAACAAAAGCUUCAUUCUUAGAUAUAAUACCCAUUCCCUUUGCACUUUACAAAAACAUACCAAUAAAAACAAAUUAACAUCAAAAUUGUUCAAAGUGCUUUGAAUUUUUGCAUACUAUGGAUCAUAUUUUUACAUAAUAAAUAGCCAAAAUUCUUUUAUAACACUCAUUUUGAGGGGAAAUUAGAAAACCCGUAAGUUCAGGCUAUGGAUAAA
Molecule: messenger RNA, 3106 nt
Organism: Molossus molossus (Pallas's mastiff bat)
Lineage: Eukaryota; Metazoa; Chordata; Mammalia; Chiroptera; Molossidae
Product: calcium-activated chloride channel regulator 2-like
Exons: 14
Coding region: 64-2895 (943 amino acids)
Biological process (GO): chloride transport
Molecular function (GO): intracellularly calcium-gated chloride channel activity
Source: RefSeq, a predicted model, not a curated record